Molecule: messenger RNA, 2317 nt
Organism: Tuber melanosporum (Perigord truffle)
Lineage: Eukaryota; Fungi; Ascomycota; Pezizomycetes; Pezizales; Tuberaceae
Exons: 3
Coding region: 1-2106 (701 amino acids)
Biological process (GO): carbohydrate metabolic process
Molecular function (GO): beta-N-acetylhexosaminidase activity
Source: RefSeq, a predicted model, not a curated record
AUGCAGCUCCUAGUGCUCCUAUUCUUAACACUGUCGCUCCUAGGAGCAGAGGCGUACAACGCGCUCCCACCGGUACCGUGGCGAUACUCCACAGGGACCUUCAAAUUCUCCCUCCGUCGGCCACCAACCAUAUACCUGCAGGAAUCGGCCGCGGAGGCCCGUGACACGGACGGACUAACAUUGAUCCCCCCGUCGGUGCGGGAGUUUGCAGAAACCUUCGCGGGAGAUUUAAAGGAUAGGUUUCAUGUGGAUGUUAGGGUAGAGUGUGUUGCUUUUGAGCGUGGGAGGGCUGGUCCGGGGAUUUACUUGGGAAUUGAUGAGGGGCCGGGAAAGUAUACGUACGAGAGCGGAAUUGAGACCUCGGAGGGGUAUACAAUCAGUGUCGCGGAAGAUUCGGAAUUGAUGCUGGCGCGAGAGGUGGGGGGUGUUCAUCCAGGUGAUAGGAGGGACGAGGUUAUCGAGCUGAAGGCGGGACGGGCGGUGGAUUCGCCGGCGUACCCGACUAGAGGGUUCUUGCUGGACGCAGGGAGGAAAUGGUAUUCUGCCGAUUUCCUGAAAGAUCUCUGCACCUACGCUUCAUUCUUCAAAUUCUCCGAAUUUCAUUACCACGCCUCAGACAACUACCCGUUGAACCGCGGCCGCAACAGCACAUGGCAAAACAUCUAUUCCCAGUUCUCACUGAUCCCGGACAACGUCGCGCUCCACCCGCUGGUCGCCAGACACAACGAAUCCCACAGUAGGGCGGAAUUUGAAUCAAUACAAAGGCACUGCGCUUCCCGCGGAAUCACCAUAAUCCCAGAAAUAGAAGCACCCGGGCAUGCCUUGGCAAUAACGAAGUGGAAGCCGGAACUUGCAUUGACGAACAAGAAGGACUUGCUGAACUUGACGCACCCGGACACCAUCCCCACCGUGAAGGCUAUCUGGAGCGAGUUCCUGCCUUGGUUUCAAACGAAGGAAGUGCACAUCGGCGCAGACGAGUAUGAUUCCGACUUGGCGGAUGUUUACAUCCACUUUGUUAAUACCAUGUCUGAGUUCAUCUUUACCACCGCUGGGAAGAAAGUGCGUAUAUGGGGCACUCAUGAACCGAGUAACACCUCGGUGAUUUCUAGGGCGAUAACCACGCAGCACUGGCAGUACGGGCAAUCAGACCCCGUGCAGUUGGAGAGGGACGGUUACGAGAUCAUCAAUUCGGAGGAUUGGUGGGGGUAUACUGGGUUGAAGAACGACCACACGCCAAUCUUGCCAGCGCCAUAUCCGCAAUACUUUAACGAGGCGCGUGUGCUGAACUUUGGUGGUGUCAAUGGCUGGCAGUGGGAGCCCAGUCUGUAUAAUCCGUUUAACACGACGGCGGAGUGGCAGAUUCCGAUCGAGAGUAAGAGAAAUAAAGGUGCCAUAAUGGCCACGUGGAAUGACAACGGCCCAGACGCCACGACGCAAUUGGAGGCGUAUUAUUGUAUUCGGGAUGGAAUUCCUGUCGUCGGAGCAAGGAGCUGGAGCGGACAUCGCGGUCCUGAAAUUGACGUCGGAACACUGGAAAUUUCAAAGUCCAUCCUGACCAAUAACGCCCCAGGCCAGAACCUUGACAGGAGAUUAGGAGGGGGAUACAAUCUCGGGGACCUACUAUUCGAUUGGCCAACCGGAACCCUCGGUGUCCGUUUAGCGACCAAAUCCAAGGGGAUGAAUUACACCAUGCAAAUCACCUACACCUCCCCGUUCACCCUCUCCUCAGCCCACGAUGCCGUCUCGCUAACACUAACCCCCGAUUCCACCCUCAUUUUCACGGCCGACGGCUUCGAGUACCCCCUCCGCAGCGUUGCGGAAAGCGCUUUCGACCCCAGUCACCCGGGCCGUAUCUGGUCCAACGACACCGCAUCCACACACAUACCCGUGUCCCUCCCCCCGAUUGCCACGAUAACCAUACAGACGGACAGGAUCGGUGGGAGUAGGGUGUGGCAGAACGGCACGUUCCUGGGCCGUUUCGAGGUAUUCAUCUUUGGCGGUCGGAAUACGCUGUUCUCGUGGAGUCAGAUGGCCUUCGUUGCGCCGGUGGAGCAGGUUCGCGGCGGGGUACACCGGGUGAGAAUUUGGGAGGGGCUGGUUGGAUGAUCCCGAGCGGCAAGAGAUUUGCCUUUCGCUCCUUUGAGAAUGUGGUGUUGGCGGGGGUGAUAGAUGUCUUAUAUUUUCUCUCCUCGGCGCGUUGUAAACAUCGUGUAGUGUUUGGAUGUAUUAAACUCCGGGCGGUUCAAUAUCACCAGCGGAAAUUGCAAGUAUAUAAGGCGAAAGAUUACCCCUGACGGGUGAUACUUUUUGACCACUU